Molecule: messenger RNA, 1247 nt
Organism: Panicum hallii
Lineage: Eukaryota; Viridiplantae; Streptophyta; Magnoliopsida; Poales; Poaceae
Product: PRA1 family protein H
Exons: 4
Coding region: 94-705 (203 amino acids)
Biological process (GO): vesicle-mediated transport
Cellular component (GO): endoplasmic reticulum; Golgi apparatus
Source: RefSeq, a predicted model, not a curated record
GGGCGAGACUCUCGUCAUCAUUAUCCUAGCUCUCUUCCUCGUUCGAUUAAAAAAAAAACCCUCUUCCUCGUUAGGCAACGCCAAUCCAUUCCCAUGGCGCCCUCGUUCAAGCCAAACCCGCUGUCACUGAGCGUGCCGGACCCUGCGCUCGACCGCUGGCUCCGUGACUCCGGCUACCUCGACCUCCUGGACUCCGCCGCCACAGCCUCCUCCUCAUCCGCCUCGGCCCCCUCAACCGCCGCCGUCAGCCCCACUGCCGGCUCCGCCCCAGCCUCCUCCGGCGUAGCCGCGGACGUCCUCUCCUUCGCCCGCACCCUCGCUUCGCUCCUCGCGCUCAACCCAUUCGCGCGCCUCUCCUCCGCGGACCUCGCCGCGCCCACCCCGUCCUGGUCUCCCGCCUUCGUCGGUCCCCCCGGCGUCGCGUCCUACUCUUGGCCGCCGACCCCGACCCAGGCUAAGCUCCGUGUCCAGGAGAACGUCCGCCGGUACGCACGCAACUAUGCUGCGCUCGCCAUCCUCAUCUUCGCAUGCUGCCUGUACCGGAUGCCGGUGGCGCUGCUGGGGAUGUUGGCCAGCCUCGCGGUUUGGGAGGGCGUGCGUUACUGCCGGUACUACUGGGGUCUCACCACCAGCGCUCCAGGGAUUGCCCAGGCUAUGCUGCGCUGUGCGCAGAUUGGGGAAGAACCAAAACAGAUGUGUGUGUGAUGUCUUGAAAUCUAGCGGCAGGGGAAGUACCUGGGCUGGCAGAGUGGCACCUGGCUAUGGCUGCUAGUCUCAGGCAGCUGACAGCCAUGGAGAAUGACAAACAGGGACGGCCAGCCAACCAUUCGCAGGGGUUAGUUGUGGAGGAACCAAGGAAUGGUGAGCACAGCACCAUACUGGGUCUUCUGCCACUGGAUGCAUGCCGUUAGGUUGCAAAGUGGAAUGAGUAAAAUCAUCAGCUUGUGAAUUCCAGUGCCUGAAGGAUUGCAAAUUGAUGUUGUGAAAGCAUUAGUAGCUCUAUGUCAAGCCUCUACGAAAUUAAAUAAGAUGACAUGAAGUGGAGCAAAGGACAUGAUAGAUGCAGCUUUAAGAUCUGAUGACAUGUAAUCUAUCAUACAAAUGUUGUCUACUUAGGAAAAAAUGUAUGUCCUUAAACCAUUUGCUCUCCACUCAGUGCAACCAAUUAUUUUAUUGAAAAGCUCUGUACAAAACAAAAUUCGUACGAGUUCAUGUAUUAUGUGUUAGUAUCGAAACUCUUACUCUCA